GCGUCAGGCGGAAGUGACGCGCGUCGCGUGCAGGCCCGUAGCGGUGGGGGGGGUUUGGACAAGAUGGCCGGAUCCACAGUUAAAGUACCUCGUAAUUUUCGCUUGUUGGAAGAACUUGAAGAAGGGCAGAAAGGAGUAGGUGAUGGUACAGUAAGCUGGGGCCUUGAAGAUGAUGAAGAUAUGACACUCACCAGGUGGACAGGAAUGAUUAUUGGGCCACCAAGGACAAACUAUGAAAACAGAAUAUACAGUCUGAAAGUAGAGUGUGGACCUAAAUAUCCAGAAGCACCUCCUACAGUUAGAUUUGUAACUAAAAUUAAUAUGAAUGGAAUAAAUAAUUCCAAUGGAAUGGUGGACGCACGGAGCAUACCAGUGUUAGCAAAAUGGCAAAAUUCUUAUAGCAUUAAAGUUGUACUUCAAGAGCUAAGACGUCUAAUGAUGUCCAAAGAAAAUAUGAAGCUUCCACAACCUCCAGAAGGACAAACUUACAACAAUUAAUUUUAGCUGAUUCUCAAACUUCUGUCUUAAAACAACAUCCUUCUACUCAUGUUAAUGUCUUGAUUAAAUCUCACAAUGCAAACACCCACACAUUAAAAGAAUUUCAGCUGGUAUACAUGACCUGGACAUUUGUAAGAAUAUAUAUAAUAUAUGUAUGCCCAAUAUGUUUUCAGGCACUAUGGGAGAAAAAGGCAGCACAAUUAUUUUUUUUUUCUCUUAUCGAGGCACUGUCAUUUAAGUAUAAGCCUGAAAUAGCCUAAAAUUGGAAUUCAGGUUUUUCAAGAUGAAAGCAUGACAGAAAGUGUCAGAUUGCUGUGGAAUAAUAUAUGUUUCUGAAAAUAAUCUCUUGAGAAGGCAAAAUAUAAAUGGCAUGCUUUAUCCAUCUUGCUUAGUAAAAGAGCUGCAGUUAAAUUUGUUUUACAGUAGCAGGUACAGUGAAUACCGUUGCUCAUCUUGUUUAAUUUUGCAAGGGUGUGGGUGCCGACUACUAGUAGUGUCACAAAGUAUGUUCAAGAUUGUUUUGAUACCUGUAUUUAUAAAAUGGGGGGAUUAAUUUCUGUUAUGCAGCUCCUGUGUGUUACAUGUAUCGGACAUGGCAAAUAUUUGUUUACAGUCUCUGUUCUAAUAAACCAUGCAUUUAAGUUUUAGUGAAACAAAGGAAAUGUAUGGAUAUGUGAUUGAGAUUAAAGUUAGUCUUAAAAUGUAAAUAAAAUGUGGAAAGUGUC
This is a messenger RNA of Chroicocephalus ridibundus (black-headed gull), 1223 nucleotides long. RefSeq names its product ubiquitin conjugating enzyme E2 V2 (gene UBE2V2). Gene Ontology annotation, cellular component: nucleus. The transcript is spliced from 4 exons. The coding region runs from base 64 to 498 and encodes 144 amino acids. Gene Ontology annotation, biological process: DNA damage tolerance; protein K63-linked ubiquitination. The record is from RefSeq and is a predicted model, not a curated record. NCBI's taxonomy places the organism in Eukaryota, Metazoa, Chordata, Aves, Charadriiformes, Laridae.